AUGAUGAAAAAGCUUCAACUAUCGAAUGAAAAGAAAGCAGAAAUUGAUCGCAAGCUCAAGGAAAUUGAGGAGAGACGAGAUGAUACCGUUGAAGACUUGAAAGACACGAUAUUCGAAAUCAAUUCAGAAAAGAACGUCGGCAAAGUUCUUUUCCAGAGUGAUAUCCUACUGACAAAGAGGCAACAAGAAGAAGUAAUGGAAGCGUCGAAGGAACGUCCGGUCGAUCCAAAAGACAAGCGUUCAAGGAUCAAGCAUAUCCUAACACCACGUGGCAGCAAGGAGUCUUCUACCGCUUCGACGAUGACUUCAUUACAAAACGAAUAUUCCAAAUGGGUGCGAAACAAUGGGAAGAAGCAACCUGCCUCAAUUUCACCGAAGAUAAAGACAAAAAAGCAUUGUGUUAAUCAAGAGGAUGGCUGCUGGUCAUAUGUAGGACGAGUCGGUGGUGAGCAACCUCUCUCACUUGGUGACGGCUGUGAUCAGGUUGGAAUCGCUACACAUGAACUCGGUCACGCGCUUGGGCUCUUCCACACCAUGUCACGUUACGAUCGUGAUGAAUUUAUUACAGUCGUUCUUGAUAAUGUUGUGGAAGGUUUCGUGGAUCAAUACGUGAAAGAGACAAAUGAAACCACUACCAACUAUGGAUUCACCUAUGAUUAUGGUAGCAUUAUGCAUUACGGAGCAGCCAGCGCUUCUCACAACAAGAAACCCACAAUGGUAGCCAAUGAUACAAGGUACCAGGAGUCGAUGGGUUCGCAGAUCAUUUCGUUCAUUGAUAAGUCUAUGAUUAACGAUCACUACAAUUGCAAAGGUAAGGGGACCAUGUUAAGUCUGACAUGUGAAGGGGGCUGGACAGCGUUUCUGUUCAGCAAAGUGCCCAAAUGCACCUCAGCGAAGUGCCAAAAUGGAGGAUUCCCUCAUCCACGAAACUGCUCCGAAUGUAUUUGUCCAAGUGGCUAUGGUGGCGCACUUUGCGACAAGCGAAGCCCCAAGGCAGAUCCCUCAAGGUCAAAAAAGACUUGGUUUGGUGCUGGUGUAAGGGAUGAGUUCAUGUUCUGCAACUACUGGAUUGAGGCUGACGAAGGAAAGAAGAUUGAAAUUACGGUCAAAUCUAUUUCACAUGGCUACGCUCAUGAUGGCUGCAUUCUAGGAGGCGUGGAAAUCAAGACCACUGAGGAUCAGACUCGAACUGGAUACCGAUUCUGCUCACCAACCUAUCGCGACGCAGUGCUCGUUUCGGCCUCAAAUCGUGUCCCCAUUAUCAUGUUCAACAGAGCCGGGCCAACAGCAAUUCAUAUUGGAAUACAAAAUCAAUUCAUGAGAGUAUAG
This is a messenger RNA of Cooperia oncophora, 1329 nucleotides long. The record is from the annotation of a GenBank genome assembly. NCBI's taxonomy places the organism in Eukaryota, Metazoa, Nematoda, Chromadorea, Rhabditida, Trichostrongylidae.